Molecule: messenger RNA, 1842 nt
Organism: Ahaetulla prasina
Lineage: Eukaryota; Metazoa; Chordata; Lepidosauria; Squamata; Colubridae
Gene: PEF1
Product: penta-EF-hand domain containing 1
Exons: 5
Coding region: 78-914 (278 amino acids)
Biological process (GO): COPII vesicle coat assembly
Molecular function (GO): calcium ion binding
Source: RefSeq, a predicted model, not a curated record
UGGAGGGGCGGAGAGAAAGAUUCCCCUUUCUCUCCGCCCCUCCAGGGCGUUACUGCGCGACAAAGAAGGAAGAUUCCAUGGCGGCCAGUUACCCGUAUGGACAGGGCUUCCCUGGGACUACAGGACAGGCUCCAGGAGCUCCUCAAGGCGGCUAUCCUGGUGGACAGUAUGGAGGCGGACUGCCUCCUGGGGGACCGUAUGGGGGCCCAGCACCUGGAGGCCCAUAUGGACAACCCCCCAGUGGAGGACCAUAUGGAUAUCCUUCCUCUGGUCCUCCAGGUGGAAUGUAUGGGGGUGGCCCAGUCCCAGGAGGGUCAUAUGGACAGCCUGCUAAUCUCUAUGGUGCACCCCAACCUGCAGCCUAUGGAGCAGGUGGUCCUGGAGGGCAUGUUCCCCCUGGGGUGGACCCAGAAGCUUUCUCUUGGUUCCAAAGUGUAGAUGCUGACCACAGUGGAUACAUCACAACCAAGGAGCUCAAGCAGGCCCUUGUCAACUCCAAUUGGUCUGCUUUCAGCGAUGAUACUUGCUUGAUGAUGAUGAACAUGUUUGAUAAAAGCAAAUCUGGUCGGAUCGACCUCUAUGGGUUUUCGGCCCUGUGGCGUUUUAUUCAACAGUGGAGGAAUUUGUUCCAGCAGUUUGAUCGGGACCAUUCAGGAAACAUUACUUAUAAUGAGCUUCACCAAGCUCUUUGCCAAAUGGGGUACAACUUGACCCCCCAGUUUUCCCAGCUGCUGGUGUCCCGUUAUUCACAGAAGGGCUGCACUCCUGGCAUCCAGUUGGACCGCUUCAUCCAGAUCUGCACUCUCCUCCAAACCAUGACCGAAGCCUUCCGGGAGAAGGAUACUGGCAUGACAGGCACUGCACGGAUCAGCUACGAAGAUUUCCUCAUGAUGUCUGCUACUCGCAUGUUGUGAAACCUUUCCUUCUGAGAAACAGAGGAUGGGGGCAGCACUGAGGACCCUGCAUUGGACUUUCCAGCAAGACAGAAGGAAAGGCCACCUUGUGCACAAGGUGUUGGGGAUGAAGGAAAUGGAAACCGCCAUCAUUUAUUUCUAUGAAGCUGAUCCCUCAGUUCUACAAAUGGACUCUUUGACAUUGUUCUGCGGAUAGAUUUGAUUGUUGUGGAUUGUUGUUGCUUCGUGUAACUCCUAAGGGAAGAAAUUGUUCACUCUAUUAGAUUUCCCCAAUGAGGUCCUUCCAGAUAACACUGGACUUUAAUUCCCAGAAUCCUUCAGCCAGAUUGGUUGAAGGUUCUUUUUGAAUUGAAAUCCAAAAUAAUCUGGAGACACCAGGUCAGGACAAAGCAGCACUGUGGCCCCUGAUACCCUCUUCCCUAGAUUUUCUUCUUUGGCCCCAGGUAUAAAAUCAUAUAAACCUUCAAUUUAGGAUGAUCUUCCGGCUUCAGAACAAGUAGCCCAGCAUAUCAAAUAAUAGCUCUUUCUUCUGAAUUUGCCACCUGCAUGUCGCUAUGAAUUUACAUGGGUCUACCUUGAGCAAAAAGUGCCCCGUAAGGACAGACUUGGGCUUCUAUCCCUGAUGCCCAUUUCAAGUCCAGCUCCCAGUUUGCCAUUAGGAGGUAACCAGCAUUCCACUCACCCAUCCUGCCAAAAUUUCUUUUUUGAGUGGGACAUUCCUGGUUGUCUGCAUCUCCCGGUUAUCACUCUUCGCUUCAAAACUAUACAUCCUCUUGCCAAUCAUUUACUUAGGUGCUUGUCUUUUUUCUUGCCAAUGUUUUGCUUGUAACUUUCAUGGUGGCCCAAAUCAUGGUUAAGGAUGUGCCAGCCAGAGAUUUAUGAUUUAUACUUGAAUGCAAUGUACAAUAAACAAUCCCAAGCACUGUGA